ACUUCCGGAUGUACCCUUUACUUCCUGCGGCGGGCGGAAGCUAAUGGACGGUGCUCGCUGAAGCUCGGAGGUCACUGGCUACUUUUGGAACACAAACGUACAUUUCUCGGCAUGGGAUUAUUUCCAGACGAGGGAAAGGUGCUCCCUCCGCCGGGAAUCGUCAACCGCACCUCGGUGUGGCUGGCCGGCGUCGGCUGGUGCGCCGCCAUGCUCCAUAACGCCAUCACACACAGGCCGCCGCUAAAGUCAGGAGUCCAUCGGCAGGUCCUGCUGGCGACAGUCGGCUGGUUCGUCGGCUACCACAUGACAAAAUAUGAAAACUACGUUAAUGCAAAACUUGAGCGAGACAUGAACGAGUACAUCAAACUCCACCCGGAGGAUUUUGUACCCAAGGAUAAAAAGACCUUUGCUGAGAUUGUUGAGCCUUUCCAUCCCGUUCGCUGAGGUCAAGUGUCGGCCGCAACUGUCAAGCGUGUGAAGUAUUGCUAAGUACUGUAUAUAAUUAAAAAUAAACACAAAGUACAAAA
Messenger RNA from Dunckerocampus dactyliophorus (ringed pipefish), 527 nucleotides. It is a transcript of the gene ndufc2, whose product is annotated as NADH:ubiquinone oxidoreductase subunit C2. Gene Ontology annotation, cellular component: mitochondrial inner membrane. Bases 112 to 444 code for a protein of 110 amino acids. The transcript is spliced from 3 exons. The record is from RefSeq and is a predicted model, not a curated record. Gene Ontology annotation, biological process: mitochondrial electron transport, NADH to ubiquinone. NCBI's taxonomy places the organism in Eukaryota, Metazoa, Chordata, Actinopteri, Syngnathiformes, Syngnathidae.